AUGGCUACAACUAAAGUUUCCCUGGGUCUCAGUGCCCAAAAGUCUCUUCCCGGUUACCUACGACCAACGAUCGCCUCGUCAAUGCGCACCGUGUCCAAAAGCCGGAAAUUACCCGCCGCCCCUAAGCAGAGGACCGUUUUGCCUGUCCAGCUUAGAGGUGGUGUCGUUCCGCAAGGAGCGAAGAAGGCGAUGGCAAAGGUCGGUGUUGCAGCGACACCACGACAAACGCUUGCGACGAUGACGAAGAAGAUGACGACAAAGCCGACAGCCUUACCAAAGGCACCAGUGGAGGGACCUGAGACAGUCCCUGGGAAGCUGGUUGAUCUUUCGGUCAAGGAUACGAAGACGGAGACGACGGAGACGACGGCAGCCUUGCCAGAGGCACCAGUGGAGGGACCUGAGACAGUCCCUGGGAAGCUGGCUGCUUUCUCGGCCACGACGGCAGAGACGGCGGAGACGACAGCGCCAGCGGCGCCAGCGGAGGGGCCUGAGACAGCCUCAGGGAAGCUGGUCGUUAGCUCGGCAGCGACGACGACGACGACGACGACGACGACGACGACGACAAAGGCACCGAGCCGGAAGCGCAGGCCACGGGCUCGGAAGGUCUGGACGCUUGGGGAUCUCGUGGAGAUCUUCAAGAAGGAGAGCCCGAGGGGGGCGCUGCUUGUGGGGAAGCUGGGGUUGUGGCAGCAGAAGGCUCAGAGGUUCCUUGCGAGGUUCCCUGAGCAGGAGAAGAGGAAGAGGAGGGAAAAGAGGGUGAAAAGUUUUCGGAACAAGGAGGGGCAUUUUGCGAUGAGGAAGACGAGACUGGAAACAGUCGAUGAAGGGGAGGAAGAGGGGGAACAAAGUGAGGAGGAUUCAGAAGAGGGGACGGUGAUUCGGGGGGAUUUUGAGAGUGAGGAUGAGGGUGAGUAUGAGGAAGAGGAGGAUUAG
This is a messenger RNA of Orbilia oligospora ATCC 24927, 933 nucleotides long. RefSeq lists its product as uncharacterized. NCBI's taxonomy places the organism in Eukaryota, Fungi, Ascomycota, Orbiliomycetes, Orbiliales, Orbiliaceae. The record is from RefSeq and is a predicted model, not a curated record. The transcript has a single exon. The coding region runs from base 1 to 933 and encodes 310 amino acids.